Molecule: messenger RNA, 684 nt
Organism: Marasmius oreades (fairy-ring Marasmius)
Lineage: Eukaryota; Fungi; Basidiomycota; Agaricomycetes; Agaricales; Marasmiaceae
Exons: 1
Coding region: 1-684 (227 amino acids)
Source: RefSeq, a predicted model, not a curated record
AUGCCAGUGCCAGGCUCCAAACACGUUAGGUUUGCGAAGAUUAGGACUGAAUACACCAUCCCUACCUAUCCAUCCCGAUCGUAUACAAUAUCUUCGCUUCCCUCUUCUAAUGGCCCAGUAACACCACCCUCUUACCAGGUUCCUCUUCCUGGUCAUUCUCAUUCCAAGCCAAAAUCCGCUAUGCAGCGUACUCGUGCUCAUAGUUUGCUUGCGUAUUCCGGAUCACAUCACCCAGCUCUCAAUUUCGACGUAACCCUCCCGGUAUCAGCUUUAACAGCUAGAUACCGUCCAUUACCGAGCCCACUCCUUUCAGAACCUGCCCUUUCCCCGGUAGUUCCCUCCCUAGUACUCACGACCCAUCUCCUGCCUUGGGCAAUUACCAUCCACGCCUCCAACGGAUACUUCGUUACCGUCAGAGACGUUCUCGACGCGAUCUAUCGGACACUCCGGAAGAACGUCACUCACAACGAGUAUAACUCCAUAUCAUCUCACCAGGACCGACUUCGAGUGAACGAAGCGUACGAACGUCGGUACAGUCGUAUCCGUGACUACCACGCUUCUCGCGAGGAGAAGCAGAGCGGAGUGAAGAGGGUUGAUUUUCUUCACAAACGGACUCGGUUCAUGGGGAUUCUUCCUUCGAAGGGGGCAUCGCAUGUUUGGGAGUUACGGUUGGAUCAUCAUUAA